Molecule: messenger RNA, 1539 nt
Organism: Penicillium salamii
Lineage: Eukaryota; Fungi; Ascomycota; Eurotiomycetes; Eurotiales; Aspergillaceae
Source: the annotation of a GenBank genome assembly
AUGGCGCCCGACUCCGUCCGCGUCACCACGCGACACACGCUGCACUGCGCCAAUGAGGCGACAAUGGCCACGUUGGAAUCCCCUUUCUGCUUAGGCCCGAUGGACUACAUAGUCCCAUCCACAUUGCCCAUCGAAGUAGUCUUCAUCUACAAGAGACCCAGAUCAUUACCGGCGGAUCGAUUCUUUGUUGUUGAUCGACUGAAGCAAGCAAUAUCCCAUCUUCUCGACUACUAUCCUCACUUGACUGGUCGACUACAGCUACAUCCCAAGACUCAUGCUCCACAGAUUGGUCAUUUGGGAGCUGGGGUAGACUUUUGGGAAGCAUCUUGCAGCACGGCUCUUCGAAAUAUUGCCGCGUCAAGUCUGUCUGGGCGCAUCAUCACCCCGAAGCUCCCCGGUUAUGGUGACGCACUUCUCCCUAUCUUUCACGCGACAGUGGGCUCGAUCUCACACAACGCCAUUCUUGCUGUUCAGCACACUCGGUUUGCCUGUGGAGGAGUGAGCCUGGGAAUCCGGAUCCACCAUCAGGUUUGCGAUACCCGGGGUUUCUUCCAGGUCGUACGCGACCUUGCUGAGAUCUACAGACAGCUGCGCGACUCUUCUCCGCCAACGCUAAUCUAUCCCCCUGAGAUCCGCUCUCACUUUCGAAGCUCUAGCGAGCUGUCUCCAAGAAAAGAGGGUAAACGUCUUACGUUAAACACAUCAAACUUUUAUCUUGAACGUGAAAAUGAUACAAAAGUCAAAAAGGAAACACACCAACAAAGGACGGCCCCGGUUUCGGCUCGUGUACUUCGUUUCGACGGCCAAGAUCUUGCCGCGUUGAAGCAAGCCGCGACCAAUCCUGAUCCCCGAAGCGACACGUGGGUCUCUACAUUUGAGGCCCUCUCGGCAUUCUUAUUCCAACGAGUGUAUAAGGCCAGGGUUGAACUCCGGGAAACACUUGGUCACUCUCCCCAGGAUGUCCCAUGUCACUCACUUCGCCAACUCUCCACAGCGAUGGACAUGCGGGACCCAGAUCGCCUGAACUUACCUCCACGCUAUUUGGCCAACGCUGUCCACUGCCUAUCAACCCCUGCAUCGCACGGGAACCUCAUGAAAGGCUGCCUCUGGUACAUUGCAAGGUCAAUUCAUUAUGCCAUUCGCUCCGUCGAUAAAACGGAUGUCAAAGAAGAAUUUCAAUGGAUCGCUGCACAGCCUGAUCAACGUCGCGUGAAGUCCACCGAAACAUUCCCGGAGGGAUCUAUUGCUGUCAUACAAUGGACUAGGGAAAAUACCUAUGUUGGCACCGAUUUCGAGGUUCGCCGGAAUGGUAAACCUGUCUCGCCCUCGUUGGUCUCCCCGCCUCUCAGUGGGGCUUAUCUGAUGGAUGGUCUGGCGAUGGUCAUUCCAACGGAGGAGAAGGUAUCUGCAGGCAGAGUAAACACCAAUUCCCCGGUUGGGUCAGACAUGCCAUAUGCCGUCGAUGUAAACUUAGCACUCAAUGACCAAAUCUGGCCAUAUCUCGAGCGUGAUAUCAAUUUCUUGAAAUACAUUUGUUGA